UGUUGACAUGCAGGUCCCUCUGUUGUCGUUUUUGUAGGUAACUAAACUCAGGAGAAGAAAAGCGUACUGGGCUUCUGACUUGCCAACCGCACUAACAUCUUUGAUUGGCUCCUGUACACUGGGCACAUUACAGGGGUUUUGAGGACUGUAAGUCUCUCUGUACCUGGAUAUCCCCAGCCACAUGUUUAUCCACUGGAAUGACGUCAGCAUACACUGGGGAAGUUAACUAUUAAGUGGUUAGGAUGAAAGUUCAGGAGCCCUGCCUUUAACUGGGACAUGAGAAUGGAAAAAGCCCAUUGCCUCUUACCAUCUGCUUUCCUUGAGGAAAAGGGUAAAGAAGAAACAACACAAUCAUAGGAAAAUCUUCAUUACAGAAGUGCUCUGGACGUCAUUAUGGAGGAGUUCUGCAACUCUACUUUUUGGAAUUCCUCAUUCCUGGACAGAAAAGAUGCAGACCUGCCACUGUGUUUUGAACAAACUGUUCUCGUGUGGAUUCCCUUGGGCUUUCUUUGGCUCCUGGCCCCAUGGCAGCUUUUCAGUGUGUACCGAUCCAGGACUAAGAGGUCGUCUAUAACUAAAUUUUACCUUGCUAAGCAGGUGUUUGUCGUGCUUCUUCUGAUUGUAGCAGUCAUAGACCUGGCUCUUGCACUUACAGAAGAUUCUGGACAAGACACAAUUCCUCCUGUUAAAUAUACUAAUCCAAUCCUCUACAUAUGCACAUGGCUCCUGGUGCUAGUGACCCAGCACAGCAGGCAGCGGUGCAUACAGAAGAACUCUUGGUUCCUGUCCAUAUUCUGGGUUCUCUCAAUCUUCUGCAGCACGUUCCAAUUCCAGACUCUGAUACGAGCUCUCCUGCAGGACAGCAAGUCCAACUUGGCCUAUUCCUGCCUGUUCUUCGUCUCCUAUGGGUUCCAGAUCAUCAUCCUUAUCCUUUCUGCCCUUUCAGAAAAAAGUGACCCAUCACAUAAUACAUCAUCCACGGCUUCAUUUCUGAGUAGCAUUACGUUUAGUUGGUAUGACAGCACUGUUCUGAAAGGUUACAAGCAUCCGUUGACACUAGACGAUAUCUGGGAUAUUGAUGAAGAGCUUAAAACAAAGCCAGUCACAAGCAAGUUUGAAACGUUCAUGGCAAAGGACCUGCAGAAAGCCAAGCAGGCGUUUCAGAGGCGGCGGAAGAAGAAGCCACGGAAGAACCACGAGGCCACACUACACGGUUUGAACAAGAACCAGAGUCAAAGCCAAGAUGUUCUUGUCCUGGAAGAAGCUAAAAAGAAGAAAAAGAAGUCUGGGACCACAAAAGACUUUCCCAAAUCCUGGCUGGUGAAGUCCCUCUUCAAAACCUUCUAUCUGGUGAUCCUGAAGUCCUUUAUAUUGAAAUUAAUACACGAUAUUCUCCUGUUUCUGAGUCCUCAGCUCCUGAAAUUUCUCAUUGCCUUUGUGAGCGAUCCUGAAACAUAUGAGUGGGUUGGAUAUGUCUCUGCGAUCCUGAUAUUUGCUGUGUCUCUCAUCCAAUCUUUCUGCCUUCAGACUUAUUUUCAGUUGUGUUUCGUGUUGGGAAUGAGUGUACGGACAACUGUCAUGGCUUCUGUAUAUAAGAAGGCACUGAGCCUUUCUAACUUGGCCAGGAGGCAGUACACCAUCGGAGAGACGGUGAACUUGAUGUCUGUAGAUGCCCAGAAACUAGUGGAAGUCGUCAACUACAUGCACUUGGUGUGGUCAAGUGCUCUGCAGAUUGCCUUAUCCAUCUUCUUCCUGUGGAGAGAGUUGGGACCUUCAAUCUUAGCAGGUGUUGGGGUUAUGAUUCUGCUAACCCCAAUUAAUGCAGUGCUGGCUACCAAGAACAGGAAGAUCCAGGUCCAAAAUAUGAAGUAUAAAGACAAGCGGUUAAAAAUCAUGAAUGAGAUUCUCAGUGGAAUUAAGAUCCUGAAAUAUUUUGCCUGGGAACCUUCAUUCAGAGACCAAGUCUAUGGCCUUCGGAAGAAAGAACUCAAGAAUUUGCUGAUAUAUGGUCAGCUGCAGACUCUGAUGAUAUUCCUCUUACAAUUAGCGCCAAUCCUGGUGUCUGUGGUCACCUUCUCUGUUUACGUCCUGGUGGACAGCAACAACAUUUUGGAUGCAGAGAAGGCUUUCACCUCUAUCACCCUCUUCAACGUCCUUCGAUUUCCUCUCACCAUGCUCCCCAUGGUGAUCUCUUCAAUACUCCAGGCCAGUGUUUCUAUAGAACGGAUAGAGAAGUACUUGGGAGGAGAUGACUUGGACACAUCUGCCAUUCACCAUGUCUGCAAUUUUGAUAAAGCUGUGCAGUUUUCAGAGGCUUCCUUUACCUGGGACCGGGACACGGACGCAACCAUCCGAGAUGUGAAUCUGGACAUAAAGCCAGGCCAGCUGGUGGCUGUGGUGGGCACUGUAGGCUCUGGGAAAUCAUCUUUGAUAGCAGCCAUGCUGGGAGAAAUGGAACACGUCCAUGGGCACGUCACCAUCAAGGGCACCACUGCCUAUGUCCCUCAGCAGUCCUGGAUUCAGAACGGAACCAUCAAAGACAACAUUCUUUUUGGAUCCGAAUUCAAUGAAAAGAAAUACCAGCAAGUUGUUGAAGCUUGUGCUCUCCUCCCAGACUUGGAAAUGUUGCCUGGAGGAGAUAUGGCUGAGAUUGGAGAAAAGGGUAUAAAUCUCAGUGGCGGUCAGAAGCAGCGAGUCAGCCUGGCCAGAGCUACCUAUCAAGACGCAGACAUCUAUAUUCUAGAUGACCCCCUGUCGGCUGUGGAUGCUCAUGUGGGGAAACACAUUUUCGAUAAGGUCUUAGGCCCCAAUGGCCUGUUGAAUGGCAAGACCCGAAUCUUGGUUACUCAUAGCAUCCACUUCCUUCCGCAAGUGGAUGAGAUUGUGGUUCUGGGGAACGGCACCAUCUUGGAGAAAGGAUCCUAUCAGAAUCUGCUGAGCAAGAAAGGAGUGUUUGCUAAGAACCUGAAGGCAUUCACGAAGCAUUCAGGGCUGGAAGGAGAGGCCACAGUCAAUGAUGACAGUGAGGAAGAUGAUGAUGACUGUGGGCUGAUGCCAACUGUGGAGGAAAUCCCCGAGGACGCAGCUUCCUUGACCAUGAAAAGAGAAAACAGCCUUCGCCGGACACUGAGCCGCAGCUCCAGGUCCAGCGGCAGGCACGUGAAGUCCCUCAAGGACUCCUUGAGAGUGAAGAAUGCCAAUGCCUCGAAGGAGAAGGAAGAAGUAGUGAGAGGACAAAAACUAAUUAAAAAGGAGUUUGUGGAAACCGGGAAGGUGAAGUUCUCUGUCUACCUGAAAUAUCUACAAUCAGUAGGAUGGUGUUCGAUAACCUUUGUCAUCCUUUCCUAUGGAUUGAAUUCUGUUUCUUUUAUUGGAUCUAACCUCUGGCUGAGUGCUUGGACCAGCGACUCUCAAAUCUACAAUAGCACCAACUAUCCACCUUCUCAGAGGGACAUGAGAAUUGGAGUCUUUGGAGCUCUGGGAUUGGCACAAGGUAUCUUUGUGCUUAUUGCAAGUAUCUGGAGUGUAUAUGCUUGCAACCAUUCAUCAAAAACUUUGCACAAUCAACUGCUAACCAACAUCCUUCGAGCACCCAUGAGUUUUUUUGACACAACUCCCACAGGCCGGAUUGUGAACAGAUUUUCUGGUGACGUCUCCACGGUGGAUGACCUCCUCCCCCAGACUCUGCGGAGCUGGCUCAUGUGUCUCUUUGGCAUCAUUAGCACCCUGGUUAUGAUCUGCAUGGCCACUCCCAUCUUCGCCGUCGUCAUCGUUCCUCUUGGCAUCAUCUACGUGUCCGUACAGGUGUUUUACGUGGCUACUUCCCGACAGCUGAGACGGUUGGACUCCGUCACCAGAUCCCCAAUCUACUCUCACUUCAGCGAGACGGUUUCAGGUUUGCCCGUUAUCCGUGCCUUUGAGCACCAGCAGAGGUUUCUAGCGAGCAGCGAGGAGCUGAUCAACGUCAACCAGAAAUGUGUCUUUUCCUGGAUCACCUCCAACAGGUGGCUUGCAAUUCGUCUGGAACUGGUUGGAAACCUAAUUGUCUUCUUUUCAGCCUUGCUUCUGGUUAUUUAUAAAAAGUCCUUGACUGGAGACACCGUGGGCUUUGUUCUGUCCAAUGCCCUUAAUAUCACACAAACCCUGAAUUGGCUGGUAAGGAUGACAUCAGAAGCAGAGACCAACAUUGUGGCUGUUGAGAGAAUAAAGGAAUACAUGGGUGUGGAAAAUGAGGCACCGUGGGUGACCGAUAAGAGGCCUCCAGCAGAUUGGCCCAGCCGAGGUGAGAUUUGGUUUAACAACUAUGAAGUUCGGUAUCGGCCUGAGCUGGAUCUGGUACUGAAAGGGAUCACUUGCCACAUCAAGAGCACUGAGAAGGUCGGCGUGGUGGGCAGGACGGGGGCUGGGAAGUCAUCCCUCACAAACUGCCUCUUCAGAAUCUUGGAGUCUGCAGGUGGCCAGAUCAUCAUUGAUGGGGUAGACAUUGCUUCCAUUGGACUGCACGACCUUCGAGGGAAACUGACCAUCAUCCCCCAGGACCCCAUCCUGUUCUCUGGGAGCCUGAGGAUGAAUCUAGACCCGUUCAACAAAUACUCAGAUGAGGAGGUUUGGAAGGCCCUGGAGCUGGCCCAUCUCAAAUCCUUUGUGGAAGGCCUGCAGCUUGGGUUGUACCAUGAAGUGGCAGAGGGUGGUGACAACCUGAGCAUAGGGCAGAGGCAGCUUCUGUGUCUGGGCAGGGCUCUGCUGCUGAAAUCCAAAAUCCUCAUCCUGGAUGAGGCUACAGCUGCUGUGGAUCUGGGGACAGACGACCUUAUUCAGACGACCAUCCGAAGCGAGUUCUCCAGCUGCACAGUGAUCACCAUUGCCCACAGGCUGCACACCAUCAUGGACAGUGACAAGAUAAUGGUCCUAGACAGUGGAAAGAUUGUGGAGUACGGCAGUCCUGAAGAACUGCUGUCCAAAACAGGUCCCUUUUAUUGUAUGGCCAAGGAAGCUGGCAUUGAGACGGCAAACAACACAGAGCUCUAGAGGCUGGUUCCACAGCUGGAGAACUGUGAGGGGCAUCCUUACUUGCUUUUGGGUUUUGUGACUGUGUCAUAGGUGCAACAAGACAUAUUUUGUUGCUAUUACUCAGGUUGACCUCAAACUCUUAGGCUCAAGCAAGCUCUGGUCUCAGCCUCCCAUGUAAAAGCAGACAUUUGGAAGAGUAUCAUGAAUGGGUACUUAUGUAAAUAUUACCAAGUACCUUAGCAGAUCUCUCAACGAGCAGGGAGAUAGCUCAGUUGUUAGAGUGCUUGCCUUGCAAGUGUGAGUACCAGGGUUUGGUCCCCGAAUUCAUUUCUUUAAGCGGUCAUGGCUGGACAGGAUUAUAAUGCUGGUGCUGGGCAGAGUCUGGCAGAUACCUGGGCUCGAUGGCCAGCCAGCAUAGCCUGCCUGGAAAAUUCCAGGUCAGGAAGAGAUCCUGGCUCAAAAAAACCAGGUGGACGGCACCAAAGGAACACUUGAGGGUGAACUCUGGCCUCAACACACACAUGACCUACAUGCAUAAGCACGUGUGUACACACCUCAGAAAGAAGGGCCCUCACUGCUCUGCCUUCAUUAUGUUUUCUUACUACCCCCAUACCCAGGGAUAACCGUUAACCUAAAUUCCAUAAUUCUGUUGCCUGCUGUUUUAGUUUUUAUGUUUAAGCAAUGUGCACUGUUUACUCUGAUGUAAAUGGACUCGUAUUGCAUGUGUCCUGUGGCUAUUCCUUUGUUCAACAAUAUAUUUGCAAUCUGUCUACACUGGUGCAUACAGCGAGGUGACUUUACUUUCACUGUUCACUGCUCUCCGGCAGGACAGCACUGUGUGAGCAGAUCACACUUAAUCCAUUUACGUACUGGUGAGCGUUGGGCUCAUUCCCAGGGUCUCUCCUUUUCCAUUACUGACAUUAGUACUGUGAACAUCCUGGGAUACCGUGUUUAUUUCUCUAAAGUCUAAUUUGGAAAUGGGGGUUGUACAAUGUCUACACAUAUAUCCUGAGCAGUUCCAGUUUCAACAAUGACUACAACUAAGACUUCAUUUUGGGUUUGCUGUGUGUGUCCUGACUUCUGUGGAGGGUCGAUACCUUUUUGUGUGUUUUUGGGACAUUUGGAUUCAUUAUAUGAUUUUUAAAAUGCUGUAUCUCAUUGUUUCAAUACCAGCAUUCUUUUUCAUCUAUUAUUUUUAAUGUUUAUUUUUACUUAUUGAUUUAUUUUUAAUUUUAAAAGAUUUAUUUAUUUAUUGCAUUGUAUGAAUGGUUUGCCUGCGUGAUGUGUGUGAACCACGUGUAUCAGAAGUCAGAAGCGGGCUUGAGAGCCCCUGGAACUGCAGUUACAGAUAGUUGUGAGCCACCAUGUGGGUGCUAGAAUUAAGUUGAGUUUUCUGCAACAACAACAAAUGUUCUUAACCAUGGUGCCAUGUCUCCAGUCAUCACCUCAUCAUUGGAAUUUUGAGUAAUAGAACUUUCUUGUUCUGUAAUUUUAAAAUAUCCUUAUUUUCUUCCCAAGCACAUUCUAAAUAAAUACAGUUCUCUGGUUUUCUUCUUGAAACAAGUUUCCAGGCAUACAGCGUUUGGGGACACAAGGGGGCGUUGGAAACCAGAGGAACAGUUUAUACCUGCUGAGAGCUAACUGCCAAAACCAAGACGUGUGCAAGAAUAAAGCAUUUCAGAUGAAAGAGGAGAGCCCUACCAUGGUCCCAUUAUUUCCCCAGCUAGCCGGCCCAGGCUGGUCCUUGUAUUCUUAUCACAGGGAGCUUAAAUUAAUGACCUCUUCUAUUAUUUAGCAUCUAUUAAGUGUCUGACAUUUUAAAGCAAUUUAAUAUAAAUAAAAAUAUUUUAUUUCAAUAA
Mesocricetus auratus (golden hamster) is the source of this 6869-nucleotide messenger RNA. RefSeq names its product ATP binding cassette subfamily C member 2 (gene Abcc2). Gene Ontology annotation, biological process: transmembrane transport. Gene Ontology annotation, molecular function: ABC-type transporter activity; ATP binding; ATP hydrolysis activity. The transcript is spliced from 32 exons. Gene Ontology annotation, cellular component: apical plasma membrane. NCBI's taxonomy places the organism in Eukaryota, Metazoa, Chordata, Mammalia, Rodentia, Cricetidae. Bases 394 to 5028 code for a protein of 1544 amino acids. The record is from RefSeq and is a predicted model, not a curated record.